GUUGUUGUUUGUGCUUUCUGAAAGGCAAACUGUGUAAGCUUGCAGGGUAUUAGGCUACCUCUGCCACUGACGCCUGUAUAGCUAUCUCUGAUGAUGCAUAGCCUAUCUCAUAACAGCAGAUGAAGAAAAUGCGAAUUAGGUUGUGUUAUAAACAUAAUCAUUCUGAAACAAAACACUCUACAUUGUGACGGAAUUAAUCCAUUGUAGUAGUGGCUGUCACAGAGGACAAUACAUUAGUUCUGCAUGAAAUUAAUUAUCGACUGUUACGCAUCCUAGACAUCCGUUUAUAGGUCAUGGACGUUUUGAUGGCUUCCAUAAAUUCAUGCUUUUACGGAAACUUCGACGUCCUGUUUAUGAUCUCUCAGAAUAUGAAAAUGAUGUUUACAUAAUGUUUUUCACCAAACGCUGGGGUGUUGUGUCGAAUGAAGACGAUGGGGGGUAUUUUUGAAUUGUGCCUUUCUCUCUUCCUCAGUGCUUAUGUAGGCCUAUGUAUGGAUUUUGAACGACCUCGAUAUUAUAAUUGAUUCCUUCGCAUCAGUCCUAUACUGGUGAGCCUAUCUGUCAUUGCCAUGACCCUUCAGCUAUAUCCAUAGCCGUGUCACAGACUCGGAGCUUACACGGAUAAUUCAUGUUUAACCUGACCGCUAUCGACAAUGACUUAUUCUGGGACCUAUUUUUCUCGUCGUCGGUGACAUUGGGAAGGUUUUUGUCAUCCAAAUUACUUCAUAUCUGGCUUUAAAUCAAAUGUACACUGCUUGCUGUCGGACCCAUAAAAUAAUAAAACAAAUAUGUUUUUCCUUCUUUUUUCUCUCUCUCUCAUCGGCAUCUGUCAAUGUGGAUCGAAGAACUCGAAACAAAGCAGUUAAUGAUGUUGAAUCAUUCCUUUAUUUAUUAACAAUGAUUGGGGGUUAUUCUUUCUUUUGCAUCCGAACAAUUGCAGUUUAAAUACAUAAAUGAUUAUUUGACGGCACCCGAAUUGUUCCUUUUCUAUUCGCCGCUGUUCUUUUUUUCCUUUUCCUCGACUGAAGUAGGCUGAACCAGCAGCAUCAGUGACGUAAGAGUCCUUCGUCAUGCAAGCGCAUAGAAGAAUGAAUUACACCAGUCACCAGUGCUGUCACAAUGGAAUCUUUAUAACCACAAGUAAUAAUUUAACAGGCCUUUGCAGCGAUACCAAGUAAAACCUUACAUUUGCACUAAGGAAGCCUGUCGAGUCCUGUAAGAAAAUCAACCUACGAGAUCAAGACAAGAAAAGGGUUGAAGCAAAGAGAGGCCAAGAAAACCGUGCUCACUUUCCUGACCUGGCAACUGUUUGACAAAGCGAAAUAACGAACUAAAUAAGACUACAAAAAUACUUAAUAAGUAGCAAAAACACACAAAGGCAGCUAGCUAUACCUUGAGAACUACAACUAUACACAGAACCUGACUUCCGCGAUCCCUGACCCUUGACUUUUUACCCAUUGACGUGUACCCGACCAACCAGCCUAGCCAUGUUCCAAGCUCUGAGCAGCCUGUUCUUCGGAGAGGUGGAGGAGGUGGCCGCAGAGAUCAAGGGGCCCAACCCCUGUGUGACCGACGCUGACGAGGAAGGAUGGAUGCUGGUCAACCUGCCCGGGGAAGCUGAUUGUGUGAUGCUAGUAGAGGGAGGGAUAGAGGCGCCAUCGAUAGCAAAGGCGCAAGCACAAAACAACCAAUCAAAUCACCCAGACACACCCACCAGAACUGAGUGCCCCGUCCCCUCUCCAACCCCUCCCCCCAAACAUCAGAAUCGCCACAGAACACACAAAGCUUGUUCACGAGCGGCGACAAUGGCGCCAUCAUACCCCCUCUCCACUCUCCCUUCUGCUAGCCCGUUAGCCACGGGAAUCGUUACGCCCAUAUCCCUAAAAAGGCGGGCCAGGCUCUCCACCCCAUCUGUGUCCCCUGGCAGUAGUGGGUCGGAGAGAGGCUGCAUGGACGAGAGCUGGUUCGUUACCCCUCCCCCCUGUUUCACUGCAGAGGGAGCCACGGCCGAGACCAGCCCCAUGGAGGAUCUGCUUAUAGAGCACCCCAGCAUGUCCGUCUACGUCUCCCCUAGCAACCUGUCCAUGAUCUCCAAUGGCAACCUGUCCAUCGUCGGGGAGGAAAGCAUCACCAGCCUGACAGGCAGCAUGAGCAGGGUGGCAGAACCAGCCUCUGCCGUCCAUAAUACCAUGCCCACCAGGGUGACCCGAGGAGCCGCUGCCCAGGCUGGUACCCUGGCCAAGGUGACCCAGGUGGCCAGGGUUCAGAGGGGCAAGGCCCGCAUUGAGAGGCGCCACGUUGGACGCAACCGCAUCCAGCGCCAGAACCGCACUAGGGAGCAGGUUCCCCGCCACGCAGCCCACGCUAGAAACACCUACCUGCACCAGCCCUGCCAGCGUAACAUCUGCCACUGAGCUUCCACAAACACAGGGGGAGCCAUUUACUCUGAGGGCAUUAGUGGUUAUACUCCCCCUUACAUAUAUACAGGUAGAUUUAUAUGGACACACACACAUAUAUACUCAUGUCGACAAAUAUGUAAAUACACAUGCACACAACGUACACGCAUCAUUUACACAUGCACACACAGCACAUAGACACUCUCUCUCUCUUUCACUAAAUCUCUCUCUCACUCACACACACACACACACACACACACACACACACACACACACACACACACACACACACACACACACACACACACACACACACACACACACACACACACACACACACACACACACACAUAAUUGAUUUACGUAGGCUACUGUGCCAUGUUAGGCCCUAAACCCCAACCAAGCCCUCUAAUUACUUAAGUCUAUUGUUGUUAGCUGUCACAUAUAAACAUUUUUGAAAAACUUGCAAAAAAAUAUUACUUAGCAACUAAUAUGUGUGUAAAACUAUAAAAAGUUCAAUCUACUCUCUCCAUUUCAGUUGAAACACUCCUCUCCUCUGUCUCUUCCUAGUGGAAGUCCACCUAUUUACUGUGAUGGAACACAUGGCCCUCUCCCCUUUGCAGCCGUCCUAAUGCUUUUAAUCAGGUUGGGGGACAGACAGGCUAAGGAGGAGAAAUUAAAGAUGCUCACUCUCUUUCUGCGGGAACAAGCUUUUUUAGGGAAUCUUUAUUAGAUAGUACACCCAUGGACACGUAAUCAUUUUAGCCGUUGAGUAUCUACGUAGCUAUACUUGUUAUGAAUGAAGACAGGAAAGGCUGCCCACAGGAAAGGCUGCCCACAUCUCAUCUUGUCCUUUAUUUGCAGUGUUUGAGUUACGAAACAUUUUUUUAUAAAAAAAUCUGUUCGCAAAAAGGAAGGGUAUACCGUGUACAUUACAGUGAGAGAGGAGAAAACCCAGAAUAGGUGUUUUUCCUCUUGUCCCAAUGUGAGGGAUGGAAGCAGGUAGAGGAAGGUGAAAGAGAGGACGACGAAAACAGACUAAAGAGUAAAAAGAAGACAAGAAAUGACGAAUUGGAGAGUUUAGAUAGGAUGACAGAGGAACCAGAGUAGAUAUAGUUGACUGUGUAGUGUAGCUUUCUGGGUAACCAAUAGCUAGUUUUUAGAAUGACUAACUGGCUACUUUUACAUAUUUGGCUUGCCAUCUGUGACUAAGACAAGUUUGCCAAUGCUGAAACAAACAGGCACUCUGUUAUCUCAAGUCAGGCAGCCUUGCAAAGCAGGAAGCUGAUUCCCUAAUUUCCUCAACGUCUUUGUUCAACAACUACAACACGAUCAUGAAAGUAAUUCAGAGCUGUCUGGUCAUAAGAAGUCUAGUAUAGCUAGCUUCAAUGACUGUGCAUAGUUAACUGUGUAUGUCCUGUGCAAAUUACUUUGUUGGGACGUACCAUAAUUAUAUAUGUAGGGAAACUAGCCAAGGGUUGCCUGUAGGUUACAAGGUAUGACAGGCUAAAGUAGGUGCAAGGCGGUAUAGAUGGCAACUCUUUAUUAUAUUUUGGUUUGUUUGUUUGUCUGCUACUGUUAUUAAAGUUAUGGAGAAGGUAGGCCUAACCAAUGCUCUCUGAAUGAUGUCUGUGAUAGGAAAAGCCUGUUCCCUGCAGCCCCAUAAUGAGAGCACACCGUUUCAUCCAAAUAGCUGACAACCUAAAAACUUGGCCUAGUUUGACAGAAUGACUGUGAAAGAUUCACACUUUGAGGAGAAUAGUAUAAAGGAAAAAAAAUUGAGAAAAAAUCUACAUACAUUUGCUCAGCACACACAUUGGGCUCCAACUGAUGUUGUUGUGCUGUGAUGCUUCUGCAUUAAGACACCUCCCCCUAACUAAAUAUUAACCAAGUGACAACCUUACCCAUGAAAAGACAAACAGGGAAAUAGAUAACAUCGACCAAUCCCUUUUCACUUCACGUCAUUCAGUGACAACAGGGUAAUCAUGGUAGGAGACUCGGGGUGAACACACAAACACACACACACACACACGAUGUCCACCGGGCUGAUACUGCUCAGUGUUUCUAGUAAAGACUAGCUCAAGGACAGAGAAUGAGUUAUGAGUGACCCUUUACCUUCUACACCCACUCCCUGGCCUCCUAAUAGCACAUCCAGCCGUAACAGUGUCCCCCACCUUAAGAUCCAGCUUACUGAGAUGUAUUCAACUACAAUAGUAAACUAUGGUGCUGAAGUCUUAAUGACUAUAUACUAACGUUUGUCAAUUAUUUGAGACAUGGAUGUAAGUUUGCACUGUCAUACAUUUUUGUGAGUCAAAGUUUUAGCUGUGUGCUGUGUGAUGUCUUUUGUUCUCCCUUGGGAUGUUUACUCUUUUCUUUUUGUUUUGUAUCGAACCAUCAAAGGUCUGUGAGAGUGUGAGAGGAUGUGUGUUAAAAAAAAAUACUUCAAAAGACAAAUAAUGAUCAAUUAUUUUUCUUGUACAUAUUAGAAUACAGGUUGUAAUGCUCCUUGCCGUUAGGGGUCAAAGCGACUCAGGAUUAGAGUCCUUAAAGUAGCUACCAUCUUGACUGAGGACAAUACGGUCCCUGCCUCUUUCCUGAAUGGGACAGUAAGGAUGCAUCUCAAUAAUCUAAAGUGGCAUCCUAUCCACUUAUCCUUUCCCUAAUCUACACUGAGAUGUGACCAAUUGAGAUGUACCCUAUUGGAGCUUUUGGGUUAGAUGUGUUAACGGUCCAAUUAGACACUGCUCUCUAGGGGGAUAAAAGUGUAAUAACUUGUAACAACACAGGAUCAUUUCAUGCUGGCAUCAUCAUAACACAACACAUAUUUGAAUGUAUAAAGAUGUAUUUGUGGGAGCAGUGGAAUAUUAAUUAUUCUCUAGAUACAGUGAGAGUGAGGUGAGAAAUUGUUCUUAUUGUUUAGGAUGUUCUGAACUAGAAACAUUUAUUUGUCCUUUCAAUCACAAACCACCAUGUUCCACUCAACGUAUCGCCAACUAUCUUGUAAAUGACUAUAUUAUGUUUGAAUGAUCUACUAAUAUGAUAUAAUUAUUAAUAUUAUGUAUAUUUAUUUUUCUGUUGCUGUUUUAAAUGAUGACUGUAUGUAACUCUGUUUGAUCCUAUGAAUGACGCAGUGUGUGGAUUGCAGUAACGACUCACUCACACACACACAUACACACACAGAUACACACACAUCUGGUCUCCAUGCUUCCUUAACCCCUAGAGUUUUCUGAACCUUAUACUACAGUAUCUCUGUGGUCACACUUCUUACUCACAUGAUGAAGACAUUUUACAAAGAGAGAGGGGAGGGGGCCUAUACAUGAGAGACCAUAGGUGUGUGUGUGUGUGUGUGUGUGUGUGGAACUCACCACCUCUAACAAGGCCUUGUUGGUCCUCACUGCGAGACUGUUUUUCUCUUUUUCUUGUUGUUAUUUUCCUUCUUUCCAUCACCCUCUCACCUUGAUGUCCAUGAUAUCUCCAAGUUGUUGUUUUCUGAGUAUGUUGUGUGGGACUAAUGAAAGGUGUGAGUUUAGGGUGGCAACCCGCCAAUCACAGAGAGAGGGCGGGGCCACCAGGUGCACGUGUGUCUAGUGUGACGUGGUGACGUGAGAGUUGUGGGGGAGGGAGGGAGGACAGGGGAUGGAGUAAGCAGAUAGAUUGAAAAAAAAUCUGAAAUGAAAUGUAUCAACAAAAAAAAAUAUGCUUGUAUUUUUUCCCGUUUAGUUCUUAGAACAGUUGUUCAUCUAGUAUGUUAAUGUUUUAAAAGAAAGGGGGUUGAUUGUGUGUGGAUUAUUUUUGUUCUGCUUUGCGCCCUAAAAAUGAUGGCAGCUUAAAGAUACUUUGGGGUCUCCCAUGUACCAUCUCAAUGAGUACACCCCUCCCCUGUCAAAACAACUAUUUAUAGACAUAUAAAAAAGAUUGGUGUAUCUGAUAUCUAUGGUGAUCGUGCCUUUCACUAUUUCUGCAUGGUUUUUGUGAUGUACUGAAUUGUUCCAUCCCUGAGUGGACAGUCAAGUCCAUAGACAGUCAAGUCCAUAGACAGUCAAGACCAUAGACAGUCAAGUCCAUAGACAGUCAAGUCCAUAGACAGUGAAGACCUAUGCAACCACCAACGGAUGGGUUAAUACAACAUCCAUUCAGAAAAACGCAGGUACCACACAACAACAACAACAACAACAAUAAACACUCAGGUUGACAA
Molecule: messenger RNA, 6591 nt
Organism: Salvelinus fontinalis (brook trout)
Lineage: Eukaryota; Metazoa; Chordata; Actinopteri; Salmoniformes; Salmonidae
Gene: tp53inp2b
Product: tumor protein p53-inducible nuclear protein 2
Exons: 5
Coding region: 1488-2414 (308 amino acids)
Biological process (GO): positive regulation of DNA-templated transcription; autophagosome assembly
Cellular component (GO): nucleus; autophagosome
Source: RefSeq, a predicted model, not a curated record